UUUUUGGGGAGGGGGGGCUCUGCAUAUUUGACCUCUGGCUGGUCCCAUUUUUCAGCCAGCUGCACACCUUGACUUCAACCUAUAGACAAGAGCGGAUAUAUUCUGCAUCCUUUCCUCACGUCUCACUUUGCACCUGGAUUCUUGGACCCAGACCUGGAUGCACCACGUCUAACUUUUUUUUUAAAAAAAGAAUUAGUUGCUGGCCAGCUGGUUCAUUUCAGAUCUUCUCUGCUUCCCCCCUCUCCCACCCCCCAGCUUUCUCUUUUAUUUUAUUUUUCCUGCACCCCCCGGGCCUGACUGACGGAACUGUGAGUGCUACUAAAGUUGGCUUCCAUUUAGGGGGUCUCUCCGUGGUGGCAACAUCCUUUUGAGUGGCUGCAAGAGGCUGAAGAAAAGAGAGAGAAAUCAGAUUUGGGGAAGAAGACCUAGGAAGGUUUUUUGGGGCUGUGUUUCUUUCGACUGUCCUGUCUCUGCUAGCAUCAGUUUAUCUACACCUGGGUUCCCACCUUUGUGACUUGUCUUCGGAUUAAAAGCAAUAACUCUGCUCUUCCUGGACACUUUUCGAGUUUAAGCGCCAGCCUUUUGAAAUAAGAAAAGGAAAGGGAAAAAAAAAACCCAAGUUCACCAUGGCUGGGCACUUGGGCAGAGAGUUAGAUCGGCCCUAUCCUUUCCCUGUCCAAGGGCUUCACCUUGGCAACAUCCCGACUGCUCCUCACCAUGAAGCUAGUGGAGGCUUCUUGCCUGAAGCCUUCAGUGGGGCAGCCCCUGGGCAGGGAUUUGGGUUCAGGCCCGACUACGGGCCUCCCGGAGGGAUGCUCGAGUCCCACCCUGGUGGAGGAGAAACUCCCAGGACUUGGUACCCCUUCCCUGCUGGAGGAGAUGCCUGGAGUCACCAUCCCGGGGUGAUGAUGGGGGCUUAUGGGGUCACUCAGCCCGGGGAAGCCGCUUGCCAAGCCCCAAAGCCUGACAUCAAAGUGGAGCCUGACUUUGAGCAGCCGGGGCCCUCCUAUGUGCACACCUGGACAGGUGGCUGCCUUGCGCCUGGCGAUAGCGGUGGAGCUGCUUCACCCCGUGAGGAGCCCCAGCGCUCCAGCAGCCCAGCUAGCCAGGAUGGCGACCUGGGUAGCCUGACUGGCAGCGAGGAGACCAGCCCCCAGAGUAACGGUAGCAGCAGCCCAGGUGGGCAGGCAGCCUCUGGAGAAGUCAAGGAGGAUGGCGGCAGCGGCGGCAGCAGCAGAGAUGAGGUUCCUAUUAAUACCUCAGAGGAACUGGAAGAGUUUGCCAGGCUGCUCAAGCACAAAAGAAUCUCGCUGGGCUUUACUCAGGCAGACGUGGGACUGGCCUUGGGUCUGCUGUAUGGGAAGAUGUUCAGCCAGACCACGAUCUGCCGCUUCGAAGCCUUGCAGCUGAGCUUCAAGAACAUGUGCAAACUGAAGCCCCUCCUCCAACGCUGGCUGGAAGAGGCCGAUUCCAACGAGAAUUUGCAGGAGCAGCUGUGCUCCAUGGAGUCUGCCAUGAUCCAAGCCCGGAAACGUAAACGUACCAGCAUUGAGAACAGCGUGCGGGGCACCCUCGAGUCUUACUUCCUACGCUGCCCCAAGCCCAACGUGGACGAGAUCGAGCAGAUUGCUGAUAACCUCAGCCUGGAGAAGGAUGUUGUCCGCGUCUGGUUCUGCAAUCGUCGCCAGAAGGGCAGGCGCAACUUAGGGGCUGGCUCGCGGGAUGACUACGAUGGGCCGGCCCUACCGCCUCCCUUCGCGCGCCAGGCUCCGCCCCCUGGGCUCGGCCCCGCCCACCACCAGCUGGGCCCACCCCACCAGGGCUACAAUGGCGCCGCAUUCGCUGCUCUGUACCUGCCCCCGUUCCACGAAGGGGACGCCUUCGUUCCUUCCCCCUCUGGCUCUGCCGUCAUGGGCCACCCGAUGCAUUCGAGCUGAAGAGCCCCCCACUUUUAAACAAGCUUAUCCCUCCUAAGCCUUAGUCGGGAAGGAGUCCCUCAGGCUACUUCCCUGCUUUCUAACUAAGGAGCCUUUAAAAGGGGGGUUGUCUAAUUUUUGUCUUUUUCUGCUUUUUAAAUCAGGGGUGCAGGACUUAUUGGCAGUAUUGCAAUUUGGAGGGGAAACGGGCGAGGCACCAAUUUUUUUAUUGUAACCGUGGUUUUAAAUUGCCGCUCAUCACAUUCCCCAGGCAAGAAAAUAGUGCCUCUAGAAGCAUCAAUGGGGACUUAAAAAAAAAAGUUCUAGUUUGCUGGAGCCAUCUUUUUAAUCUCCAAUGGAUCUCUACAAUUGUAAUCUGGACAUAAGAUCUCUCUCUCUCUCCCCCCCCCUCCAAGACUGAAAGAAUUGACAGCAGCCUCUGCCAACCUGCUGCUGUCCAGAUGUUUGGACUACCAUCAAUCCCAGUCAGCACAGCUGCUCUGUCUUGGUCUAAUGGGACUCGUCGUCCAAAACAUCUGGACGGCACCAGGUUGGGGAAGGCUGAUCUACUGACUUAAAAGCACGAUUCUUCUCAGGCUGCUAAAGUUCAGCAUUUUUAAGUAGCAUUCUCCUGUCGAGAUCUUAAAACACUUUGAUUCUGCAGUCGACAACUGGGUGGUUCAGUUUUCCUCCAUGCAAUGAAAAUUCCCGGGGAGAAGGAUAAUAUUUACUUCUACGG
Messenger RNA from Lacerta agilis (Sand lizard), 2655 nucleotides. It is a transcript of the gene POU5F1, whose product is annotated as POU class 5 homeobox 1. Gene Ontology annotation, biological process: regulation of transcription by RNA polymerase II. The transcript has 5 exons. The record is from RefSeq and is a predicted model, not a curated record. Gene Ontology annotation, molecular function: RNA polymerase II cis-regulatory region sequence-specific DNA binding; DNA-binding transcription factor activity, RNA polymerase II-specific. Lineage: Eukaryota; Metazoa; Chordata; Lepidosauria; Squamata; Lacertidae. Bases 627 to 1937 code for a protein of 436 amino acids.